AUGUCUGGGUGUGUGACAACAGGCGUGGAGAAGCAGAAGCCCUGGCGCGGGCCGAGCCAAGAGGAGCUUGGCCUGCUUGCAAACAUUCCGAGCCCUGUCCUGUCUACUAUGCAAGCCCGCGCGCUGCACCUUCCUUUGCCUAAGCCUGAAGCCAUCGCACCUGCCUGCCAGCCCCCCAAGGAAUCCGCACAAUCACCAGCAACCUCACCACCACUACAACCACAACAACAACACAACCACCACCAACCCAAUUCAACACCAAUCUAA
Molecule: messenger RNA, 267 nt
Organism: Plenodomus lingam JN3
Lineage: Eukaryota; Fungi; Ascomycota; Dothideomycetes; Pleosporales; Leptosphaeriaceae
Source: RefSeq, a predicted model, not a curated record